This is a messenger RNA of Diabrotica virgifera virgifera (western corn rootworm), 576 nucleotides long. RefSeq lists its product as uncharacterized. The record is from RefSeq and is a predicted model, not a curated record. The transcript has a single exon. Lineage: Eukaryota; Metazoa; Arthropoda; Insecta; Coleoptera; Chrysomelidae. The coding region runs from base 1 to 576 and encodes 191 amino acids.
AUGCCGUGGUCAAUUAAGUUGUUUACUUUGUCACAAAUCACAUAUGCCCCUAAUGUGCAAAGAACUUUCGAUUGGCAAGUGAAAAAUGGAGAGGAAAAUAAGAUAGAGUAUGGAAAUAUAAUUGAUGAUAUAAUUGAAAAUAUAAUUGAAGAAAUGGUCGAGGAACAGCCAAACCCAGACUAUUUAUUCCACAGGUCGGUAAUUAAGUCAAAUAGCGCAUCUAAAAAAAUCAGACCAGUCUUUGAUGCUUCAACUAGAGAAAAAGACAAAUCUGCUUUAAAUCAGUGCCUUGAAAAGGGGGUUAACUUAAAUGAAUUGAUUUCUCCUAUUUUAUUAAGAUUCAGACGACAAGAAAUCGGUGUAAUCUCAGAUAUUCGCAAAGCCUUUUUACAAAUUGAGAUACACAAAACUGACAGAGAUUUUCUUCGUUUUCUUUGGAUAGAUAAUGCAGGGAAAGAAAAGGUGUACCGCCACUGUCGUGUGGUAUUCGGGAUCAGCAGUAGUCCAUUUUUGUUAGAAUAUUCACUGGAACAUCAUUUUUCCAUGCUGUUAAGAAGAUGUGCGGCAAACUGCUGA